AUGAGCAAACAGCCCGAGAAGCAUUCUCACGAAGAUCAUCAUCAAGAAGAUGAUUGUUGUUGUGGGUGCCAUCAUCAUGAGAAGCCUCUCCAACUCUUUAGAAUGUAUCCCGAGCUUGAAACCAUCACUCCCAACGAUGCUAAAAAAUCCCGUCUUCAUGAAUUGUUGGUAGAUGACAACAAAUAUUUAUGGAGUGGAUAUCGAAAGCUACCAGUGAAUGAUUUCAAUAGAUCCUUCCUCUCAAUGUUUACACUUCAUAACGAAACUGUAAAUAUUUGGAAUCAUUUGCUACCAUCUUUAAUUUAUUGCGUAGUAGCUUUCUAUAUUGACCACUACGUUACAUCCGUAAAUCCAAAGGCAAGGUGGACCGAUAGAGCCAGUUUUAUUUUCUACUGUGUCACUGGAAUUUUCACAUUCGGUUUUAGCGCCAUGUAUCACACUUUGAGAAUGAAUAGCGUGAAUGAUUAUCAUUUUUGCUUGUUAUGUGACAUUAGAGGAAUUGUUGUAUUGGUUUGCGGAGCCAAUGCUCUCAGCAUUACAUUACAAUUGAAAGACUACGAGUACUUGCAGUAUAUUUAUUCUAUUGUGAACAUUACUUUGGUUAUAUUUUUCAUAUUUUGGAUUAAGAAGAUGGUUCGAGAGAGAUUGACAAACCAGAGAACUCUCUACUUUACUCUUUACAGUUUAAUUCCAUUGAUAACUCUAAUUCAUCGAUUCGUUUUGCAAUCAAGUACCACCAGGGACUUUGUGAAUAUGGUCAUUUAUUGCAUUUUACCGAGAUCUUUCCACGAACAAUUUGGCAUCUCACAUGCUCACGUCAACAUGAACAUUAAGGAUAUUAUGUGGCAUAAUAAUCAUUCCACCAACUUGCAUUUUCCAAACGGAGUUCUUGAUGUGAAUCAUGACUUGACUCAGUUAUAUAUCAUGAAUUAUUUCUUAUUAGGUUUUGGAAUGUUUAUUAGAGGAUACAAAGCUCCAGAACGUUGGGUACCAUUCAAAUUUGACUUGUUUGGAGCAAGUCAUCAGAUUUUCCACUUUUUAUCAGUAUACACAAGUUGGCUCAUUGUUCAUGGAUUUUAUGUCAUGUACUCAAAAGGUGCUUUUCCAAAUGAACAUUUAUAA
Messenger RNA from Naegleria fowleri, 1122 nucleotides. RefSeq lists its product as uncharacterized. The record is from RefSeq and is a predicted model, not a curated record. Gene Ontology annotation, cellular component: membrane. NCBI's taxonomy places the organism in Eukaryota, Heterolobosea, Eutetramitea, Acrasida, Naegleriidae. Bases 1 to 1122 code for a protein of 373 amino acids. The transcript has a single exon. Gene Ontology annotation, molecular function: signaling receptor activity.